This is a messenger RNA of Mercenaria mercenaria, 1877 nucleotides long. RefSeq names its product cilia- and flagella-associated protein HOATZ-like. The transcript is spliced from 4 exons. Gene Ontology annotation, biological process: cilium assembly. The record is from RefSeq and is a predicted model, not a curated record. The coding region runs from base 33 to 554 and encodes 173 amino acids. NCBI's taxonomy places the organism in Eukaryota, Metazoa, Mollusca, Bivalvia, Venerida, Veneridae.
GCGCAGUUAUUUGUUUACAUCGGUAACCGAAAAUGGCAGCAGUGGUGGAUUUGACAAAAGGCGAGACAACAACCUUUUUUGGCUCAUCUGCGGAAGAUAUUAGCUAUGCAACUAAUUUUUGGCAGUCUAUUCAACUUCAUCCUCCAAUGGAGUCCCGCCUCGUUUCAAGUGAUAUCAAACAACGUUUGAAAGUUGCGCCUCCAAGUUCACAAGCAAGGAACAUUCCACAGUCAAGACAAGGAGACUCUUCAGCCGUUUUACAAGAUUUUAUAUCAAGAGCAAGAACAAUGGAACACUUGGAGGAGUAUGCUAAACUACAGAAGUUUGCCGAGGCCAAGGCUCAAGACAAAACAAUCAUGAUUAAGCAUAGAGAAAUCAGAAAAAAGAAAGAGGAAAUUUCCAGAAAUAAAGGGAUAAGACCAUUGGAGAGGAAGGUGGAGAAGAUGCCAAAAGAAGAUUAUAUUGUAGAUGAGGAAAAUGACACUGAUGUUUUUAAACAACUGAAUGAAUUUGAAAUAGAAAAAAUUGGAAAUGAUGAUUCUGACUCAGACUGAGAUUAUAUAUCACAUAUUGAAUUGGUGACAUGUUUUCUCCUGAAAAAAAAAAGUUUGUGAGUGCAAAUUUUAUAUUUUAAUGGUUAAGAUGAUGCUGAAAUAUCACUCUUUUGAGCUAAAAGCAUAUAAAGCAUAUUUGAAGGACAACAGUGACACUAGCUUACUUGGAAUAGUUGAAAUAAAUGACAUAUACUAUAGUUAACACUUAAUUAUCAGAGAUGUAAAAAGUUUUAAGUGCUGAUGUCUCAAUGUUUCUUUCAUCAAUAUGUCAGUUCAACUUAUUUCCUUCAUCAAGCUAAAGUCUUAUGUUAAUAAAAUAAUCAUGGUGGUGCUGCUUUGCAGAACUCCUGCCGUCAAUUAAGGGCACCAUAUAUAGUUGCUGGAGAUGCGCUGAAUUGGUGUGAAAUGCAUUUUUUUUCAAUCAUUCAUCAACUUUUUGUAAACAUUUAGUGAAUAUCCAUAGGACAGUCUAUUUCAUGUACAAAAAUUCUCUGGAAUAGGUGCCUCUUUUCCCUAGCUUUUUUAAUCAUUUUGAAAACCAACACUUUGUUAAACGGAUCACUUUCAUUUAGCAAUCAAUCUCGAUUCAUUUUUUUUCUUUAAAAUAAUUAUAAGGUAAUGAAAAAAGUUAUUUUAUGGGUUUUCUGGGAACAAUCAAAACUAUUUUUGUUCUGUACUUUGGAAAACAUUUCGAUUGAUUGACAUCAUAUCCUAUUGAUCUUUAAGUCACUACUUCAGGAAAAUGGUUCUUUUUCCACAAGUUUCCAUUAAAUAAAAAUGCAGGUAGAUGUAAUCGUCCUGAAAUAUAUGUAAACUGGUGACAGAAAAUAUCCUGAAAUACUGAUUUAACAUGAUAAAAUACAAUCAAACUUUGUUAACUUGAACUCGUCUGGACCGAUAGAAUUUGUUCGAGUUAAUGGCAGUUUGGGUUAUUGAACAAUUUACAUUACACCGGAAUAUUGCCGAGACUUGGAGUGAAGGGUGGUGUUUGACAUAUCUGAGUUUGAGCAAACAAAGUUUGACUGUAUUGUCAGAAGUACAAAGUUUGACUGUAUUGUCAGAAGUAUAAAGUUUGACUGUAUUGUCAGAAGUACAGAGUUUGACUGUAUUGUCAGAAGUACAAAGUUUGACUGUAUUGUCAGAAGUACAAAGUUUGGGAGAUCAUGUUAAUUAUAGUUUUUGUCAAAUUUAUUUAAAGCUCAUUGCUGUUUUAUUGUUUGAGAAAUAGUAGCAGUAUGUAAGUGACAUUACAAAUGAACAAUUAACUGUUUAUUUUUAUGUAAUGAUAUGUUCAUUGAUUUUAAAUAAAUGUUAUUGAUGUUU